Ruditapes philippinarum (Manila clam) is the source of this 4902-nucleotide messenger RNA. Its product is annotated as transcription elongation factor SPT5-like. Gene Ontology annotation, molecular function: mRNA binding; protein binding. Bases 122 to 3277 code for a protein of 1051 amino acids. NCBI's taxonomy places the organism in Eukaryota, Metazoa, Mollusca, Bivalvia, Venerida, Veneridae. Gene Ontology annotation, biological process: transcription elongation-coupled chromatin remodeling; regulation of transcription by RNA polymerase II; transcription elongation by RNA polymerase II. The record is from RefSeq and is a predicted model, not a curated record. Gene Ontology annotation, cellular component: DSIF complex. The transcript is spliced from 24 exons.
AAUCUGUAAAUCGAAAGAACUUGUGUGUAUCUCGGACAUUUGCCCAGACAUUAGAACAGUACCGAGUAGACUUCCGGAAUAAAUUCGACACAAUUUUUGUUAAUAGAGAAUAGGUGAAAAUAUGUCGGACAGUGAAUUCUCGGAUGCAGAGAGUGGUGGUGGGGACAGUGAGGGAGAGAUGUCCAACCAGGGCUCGGACGAGGAUAGUGUGAGUGCUCCUCAUAAAAAACGAAACGUUAUUAACAGUGAAGAUGACGACAGCGAUGAUGAUGGGCCACAACAAAAGAAACGAAAAGUUAGCGGCAGUGACGAUGAUAUAGAUGAUGAAGAAGACGAUGUUGACUUCGAUGAGGAGGAGGAGGAAGAGAGAAUGCGAGGGAAGAAGAAAAAACCUCGUCAUGGAGGAUUUAUUUUGGAUGAAGCAGAGGUUGAUGAUGACGAUGAAGAAGAAGAUGAGCUUGAUUGGGAAGAAGGCGCUGCCGAACUUAUUGAGAGAAAAUCUACGUACGAGGGACCCACUGCAAAAGAAAUGGAGAGCAAUAGACGGCUUAAUGAAUUAAUGAAUAACCAGACAGAGGACGAGAUUGAAGCUUAUUACAGACAAAAGUAUGGCGACAGUUCCACUCUCGACAGAUUUGGCGAAGGCGAGGAAAUGUCGGAUGAAAUCACACAACAGGGACUCUUGCCUGGUGUCAAGGACCCAAACUUGUGGUUGGUGAAAUGUCGUAUAGGAGAGGAAAGGCAGACGGCUCUACAGUUAAUGAGAAAGUUUAUUGCAUAUCAGUUUUCUGAUGAGCCGUUGCAAAUUAAGGCUGUGAUAGCGAAGGAAAGUUUGAAAGGCUACAUCUAUAUAGAAGCAUACAAGCAGACUCACGUAAAACAGGCUAUUGAUGGUGUGGGCAGUCUGAAACUUGGACAAUGGUCACAAAUGAUGGUCCCUAUCAAAGAAAUGACCGACUGUCUGAAAGUGGUCAAGGAGACGGCAGUUCUGAAGCCAAAGGCUUGGGUCCGUCUAAAGCGUGGAAUCUUUAAGGACGAUCUGGCUCAGGUUGAUUACGUCGAGUCAGCCCAGAAUGCCGUGCAUCUGAAGUUGUUGCCGAGAAUAGAUUACACUAGAAUGAGGGGAAUCAUGAGGAACCAACAGUCUGAUGCGGAGAGAAGGAAGAAGAAAAGAAGACCUGCACAGAAAUUAUUUAACAUAGAUGAUGUGAAAGCCAUUGGUGGCGAGACUUCACGAGAUGGAGAUUUCUUUAUAUUUGAAGGCAACAAGUACAGUCGAAGAGGAUUCCUAUUCAAACCAUUUGCCAUGUCUGCAAUUAUAGCUGAGGGUGUUAAGCCCACACUAGCAGAAUUAGAGAAGUUUGAAGACCAACCAGAAAAUAUUAAUAUUGACAUAAUUCCCGAUAAAAGCUCAGGGGAGAUUACCCACAAUUUCACGCCUGGGGACGUAGUUGAGGUGUGCGAAGGGGAGUUAAUACAUCUCCAGGGUAAGGUUAUCAGUAUAGACGGGAACAAAAUCACAAUGAUACCAAAGCACGAAGAUCUUAAAAAAGACCCGCUCGAGUUUCCGGCCCACGAGUUAAAGAAACACUUCAAGACCGGAGAUCACGUGAAAGUUAUCGGAGGAAAGUACGAGGGUGACACGGGACUGAUUGUUCGUGUAGAGGAUAAUAUCGUUGUGUUGUUCUCGGAUCUUACGAUGCACGAGUUGAAAGUUUUACCCAAGGAUUUACAGUUGUGUGCUGACAUGGCCACAGGUGUUGAUUCUCUAGGACAAUUCCAGUUUGGAGAUCUUGUGCAUUUAGAUCCACAGACUGUAGGGGUUAUUGUAAGAUUGGAGAAAGAAAACUUCCAAGUUUUAAGUAUGCACAAUAAAGUGCAGAAUGUAAAACCUCAAGCUAUCACUAGAAAGAAGGAUACAAAACACGCUGUAGCGCUUGACUCAGAAAAUAAUAAUGUAUCAGUGAAAGAUAUCGUCAAAGUAGUGGAUGGGCCACAUUCGGGUCGUGAUGGAGAAAUCAAACAUUUGUAUAGAAGCUACGCCUUCCUGUUGUCAAGAAAAAUGACUGAGAAUGGAGGAUACUUCGUUUGCAAGACACGUCAUCUUGUCCUGGCUGGCGGACAGUCAAAGUCGAAUGUGUCAGUUGGGUUGCCAGGUUUUAUGUCACCACGUCUGUCUAGCCCCGCCCAUCCUGGUAGUGGUGGAGGCGGGUCUACACCUGGGCGGGGCAGAGGUGGAGGAGGCCCGGGCAUGAAGCGAGACAGAGAAAUGAUUGGUCAAACUGUGAGAAUUGUUCAAGGACCCUUCAAAGGUUAUAUUGGUAUUGUGAAGGAUUCUACAGAAUCUACUGCUAGAGUAGAACUUCAUGCUAGCUGUAAAACCAUCUCAGUGGACAAAUCUCGUCUGGCGUCCCUCACUGGUGGCAGACCAAGUGGUGGAAGGACAUCUACAUAUGGAGGCCGGACACCAGUAUAUGGUGGUCAGACACCUAUGUAUGGUUCCCGUACUCCCAUGUAUGGAUCACAGACUCCUCUACAUGACGGGAGCCGGACUCCUCAUUAUGGUUCCCAGACUCCACAACAUGAAGGUAGUGGAACUCCCGGUAGAUCUGGUGCCUGGGAUCCAGCUAAUGCUAAUACCCCAAGCAGAUCUCAAGAUUUUGACUAUCAGUUGGAUGAUACAGUGUCACCUGCCUCCGAUGUGCACAGCCCUGUCGGUGGCCCCUUUACACCACAGACCCCUGGUAGUGCUUAUUCUCCAUACAACCCAUCUCCAGGCUCGUCAUAUCAAGCAAACAGUCCUGGUCUGGGUGGUUCAUCGCCUAGUCCCCUGGGAUACCAAGCCUCCCCGUCCCCUAGCGGAUACGCUGGCUACAGUCCUAUGACCCCAGGGGCUCCUUUCACUCCACAGACGCCAGGUACAGCCAUGGACCAUAUAAAUGCAGACUGGCACACAACAGAGAUUGAAGUCCGGAUCAAAGAAACGCAUGACGAUGCUGAUUUGAUACACCAGACUGGAGUGAUUAGAAGUGUCACGGGAGGUAUGUGCUCCGUGUUCCUACCAGAAGAAGAUAAGGUUGUCAAUGUAUCAUGUGAGCAUCUAGAACCUGUGCUACCUGAGAAAAAUGAUAAGGCCAAAGUUAUUCUAGGUGAGGAAAGGGAGGCAACUGGGUCUUUACUGAGUAUAGACGGAGGAGAAGGAGUAAUCAAACUUGAUGGUGGAGAAAAGAACAUAAAAAUGUUGCCCAUUAGAUAUCUGUGCAAAAUGCCGAGUUAAAUCUAGAUUUUAUAAUAACAAAUAACAGUGUUUCGUACAUUACAAGACUGAUUUAGAAUAUGUCUUAUUCCAUAAGCUUAUAUGGUACAAGAAAUGUGCAGAAAGAUUUUCAGAGUCCCUAGUGGCUCUGUGUUAAAUCACGGAUCUUAAUUACAUGUAAAAUAAAUCUGUGGUCAAAUCUGAACAUAAAUUUUCUUAUAUACACAUAUUGCACAACAAGUGUGAAAAAAAUGACAAGAGAAAACUGUGGUUUGGAGGUCACAUGUAGAUUUAACAUACGAAAACAAAUUGGAAAAAAAAACAUGUUUUUUUUAUAAGUCAAUUUCACCAUGUUAAGAAAUUUUGCAUUGAAUUGCAAAAUUUAUUUUAUUUGCACUUAUUAUAGUUUAAGUUUUUUGUUCAGAUAUUCUAAUUAAGUAUUGAAAAUUGUUGUCUUAAUAUUUAUGUGAUCAAAAGAUAAAGGCAGGAAAGAAAAUUCUUUAAAACAAUGCAAUUAUUUUGUGUUUGAAUUUGAAUAUGUCUUUUUAUUUAAAAAAAAACAACAUUUUUUGUUAAGAGUUUUCAAUGCAUUGCUCUUUUUUUUUUUGGUAAAAAAACCCAAAUCAACCACAUUUAUCGCACAAAAUUUGAUCAUCAAAAUGUAAUCACUCAUUUAUCAAGUCAAAGGUCCCAGGCUGGUGACCUUAAAUACAUUGCUGAAAAAGUUUACAUGUUUUUGCAGUUUUGAUGGAAGUAAUAUUGUUUUUGUCUUUCAUUGCUUUUUCUUACAAUGAUUUUCUUUUAUAAAUGCUCACUUAAUCAUGUUAAAUAAUAUUUUUAUAUGUUCACAUGUUGUGCUUUCAAUGGUUAUUAAAGGUUUUUGAUAGGAAAAGGUAAAUUUCUGCAGUCAAAUCUGAGUUUGAUUUGUUUCUUGAGCCAAAUAAGGCUUGAAAACAAUAUAAUUGUUCAUUGAUAAAAUUAUUUUUAAAACUUUGUUCCGAGAUACACAAAUUUAAGUCAUGUACUUGAAAUAUAAGGUUAACCCUUCCACUUUUGGAACCAAAAUAUGAUCAGCCUUUGCCACCAGUAUAAAGCCAGGCCAGCCUACUGGUGGCUGACCAACUUAUUUAUUAUUCAUCUUGACAUCCCCAAAGAUGGUAAUGGGCAGUUCCAAAAUUAAAAGUUGGACAAGUCCAUUUAAGGAAUUCAUCAGACCAAAGGUUCAGAGCUCAAUUUUCAUCAUGAUAUCCCUAAAAUGAUAAUGGGCAGUUCCAAAGUAUUGGACAAGUCCAUAAAUAAAUUCACUAGUUUCAGCGUUAAAGAGUUCCUUGGAAAGCAAAGUGUGAUUCCUGAUUUCUUACAAGUAUCUUGAUCCUUAGUAAUCCAUUCAUUUCUGUUUUUUUACUUGCCUUUGUAAUUGUUUUUAAAUAUUUCCAUAAAAAUCAAGUUUAAGUUUAGUUUUGUUUCAUUUCACGUUCAUACAUGUUUUCAUUAAUGUAGAUUUGAUUUUUUUUUCUUUUUGAAUUUUGAAUUUCAAGAUUUCACAUUUAUGUUAGGAAUAUAAGGACAUGGUUUGUAAACGCUUUGAUAAACGUUAAGUGCUUUGAAGAGAGAAGAAAAAACAGCUGAAUAAACGAUGGAAGUUA